Molecule: messenger RNA, 1284 nt
Organism: Exophiala aquamarina CBS 119918
Lineage: Eukaryota; Fungi; Ascomycota; Eurotiomycetes; Chaetothyriales; Herpotrichiellaceae
Exons: 1
Coding region: 1-1284 (427 amino acids)
Biological process (GO): UDP-galactose transmembrane transport
Cellular component (GO): Golgi membrane; endoplasmic reticulum membrane
Molecular function (GO): UDP-galactose transmembrane transporter activity; UDP-glucose transmembrane transporter activity
Source: RefSeq, a predicted model, not a curated record
AUGGCGCGUCUGAAACAGUCCUCACCCAUGCAAAGAAUCAACUCGGGCGAAGUCAUGCAGACUCUCUCCGACAAUGCUGAGAAACGCGCAGUUUAUACCAACGGCUACAUUGCCUCACCGCGCACGAAGCCCACGGCAGCGCAGUCCACACGAGCAACAUCGUCACAACCACAACCACAACCACAACCACAGCCACAGCCGCACAACCCUGCCACCCAAUCAUCCGGCAUCCUGACCCUCGUAAUCUGCGUCGGCGGCAUCUACGGGUCCUUCCUGACCUGGGGCCUGCUCCAAGAGCGCAUCACGACGACACCCUACCCGCUCGACACAUCCGCGCAGGCACAACUGGAAUACUUCCGGUACCCGAUCGUGCUGAACACGAUCCAGGCGUUCUUCGCGUUCACGAGCGGGAGCCUGUACCUCCUCUACAAAACCAACGGCUCCUAUCACAUCCUGCCCUCGAGCGCAGCGCUCCCGCCGCUCCUUCUGGUCACGCUCACGACCACACUGGCGUCGCCCUUCGGCUACGCCUCGCUCGCACACGUCGACUACCUGACCUUCGUGCUGGCCAAGUCCUGCAAACUGCUGCCCGUGAUGGCGCUGCACGUCACGCUGUUCCGCAAGCGCUACCCGCUCUCCAAGUAUCUGAUCGUGCUGGCCGUGACCGGCGGCGUCGCGCUGUUCACGCUGUACCACCCGCCCAAAGCCGGCAAGGCCUCUUCCCGAACCAACGCCACAAGCAGCAUCUACGGCCUCACCCUCCUCGCGAUCAACCUCCUCUUCGACGGCCUGACCAACACGAUCCAAGACCACAUCUUCUCCUCGCCCGCCCGCUACGGGAAAUCCACCGGCCCGCAGAUGAUGGUCAUCCUGAACCUGCUCGGCACGCUCCUCAUGACGGGCUACCUGCUGCUCACACCCAUCAUCCCGCCGGCGCUGUUCCCCUCUUUCCUUCCCGCCGCCGAAACGAACGAGCUAUCCUCCGCGCUGGGCUUCCUCGCCCGCCACCCGGCCGUCACGCGCGACAUGCUGGGCUUCGCCGCGUGCGGCGCCGUCGGCCAGCUGUUCAUCUACGCCACCCUCGAGCGCUUCUCGUCCCUGUUACUGGUCACCGUCACCGUCACCCGCAAGAUGCUCACCAUGCUGCUCUCCGUCCUCUGGUUCGGAAAGUCCCUGUCGCCGGGCCAGUGGGCCGGCGUCGCCCUUGUGUUUGGCGGCGUCGCAGCUGAGGCCUGGGUCCAGAAGACGGAAAAGAAACAGAAGGAAAAGCAGAAGUUAAGAUGA